AUGAAGGGCAAGGAGGAGAAGGAAGGCGGCGCGCGGCUGGGCGCCGGCGGCGGAAGCCCCGAAAAAAGCCCGAGCGCGCAAGAGCUCAAGGAGCAGGGCAACCGGCUCUUCGUGGGCCGCAAGUACCCGGAGGCGGCGGCCUGCUACGGCCGCGCCAUCACCCGGAAUCCUCUGGUGGCAGUGUACUACACCAACCGGGCAUUGUGCUACCUGAAGAUGCAGCAGCACGAGCAGGCCCUAGCAGACUGUCGGCGGGCCUUGGAGCUGGACGGGCAGUCUGUGAAGGCACACUUCUUCCUGGGACAAUGCCAGCUGGAGAUGGAGAGCUACGAUGAGGCCAUUGCCAACCUGCAGCGAGCCUACAACCUCGCCAAGGAGCAGCGGCUCAACUUUGGGGAUGACAUCCCUAGUGCCCUGCGCAUCGCCAAGAAGAAGCGCUGGAACAGCAUUGAGGAGCGGCGCAUCCACCAGGAGAACGAGCUGCACUCCUACCUCACCCGGCUUAUCGUGGCCGAGCGGGAGAGGGAGCUGGAAGAAUGCCAGAGGAACCACGAGGGUGAUGAGGACGACAGCCACGUUCGGGCCCAGCAGGCCUGCAUCGAGGCCAAGCACGACAAGUACUUAGCAGACAUGGAUGAGCUUUUCUCCCAGGUGGAUGAGAAAAGAAAGAAGCGAGACAUCCCCGACUACCUGUGUGGCAAGAUCAGCUUUGAGCUCAUGCGGGAGCCGUGCAUCACACCCAGUGGCAUCACCUACGACCGCAAGGACAUCGAGGAGCACCUGCAGCGUGUGGGUCACUUUGACCCUGUCACCCGGAGCCCCCUGACCCAGGAACAGCUCAUCCCGAACCUGGCCAUGAAAGAGGUCAUUGAUGCGUUCAUCUCUGAGAACGGCUGGGUGGAGGACUACUGAGGCCGGGCGAGCGCAAGGGCAGCCCGCCGUGCCUAGUAUCCUGGCCCAGGAGGGCCUUGGGGCAGUAGCUCCCAGUCCCUGUACAUAGUUUGUGUCCCUAGAUCCCUGCCCCAGUGUCCCCACCCCCACCCUCAUCAGUUUUGCUGCUGGACCAUGAACCCCACCUCCACCUGUCUGGGCCAGAAACAGCAGGUGAGGGUGGGCUGCCGCCACCACUGUCCUGUAAUAAAAUCUGUGAGCACUAA
Molecule: messenger RNA, 1157 nt
Organism: Panthera uncia (snow leopard)
Lineage: Eukaryota; Metazoa; Chordata; Mammalia; Carnivora; Felidae
Gene: STUB1
Product: STIP1 homology and U-box containing protein 1
Exons: 7
Coding region: 1-912 (303 amino acids)
Biological process (GO): protein quality control for misfolded or incompletely synthesized proteins; positive regulation of proteolysis; proteasome-mediated ubiquitin-dependent protein catabolic process
Cellular component (GO): cytoplasm; Z disc
Molecular function (GO): ubiquitin protein ligase activity; protein-folding chaperone binding
Source: RefSeq, a predicted model, not a curated record